Molecule: messenger RNA, 1095 nt
Organism: Globicephala melas (long-finned pilot whale)
Lineage: Eukaryota; Metazoa; Chordata; Mammalia; Artiodactyla; Delphinidae
Gene: GFI1B
Product: growth factor independent 1B transcriptional repressor
Biological process (GO): regulation of transcription by RNA polymerase II
Cellular component (GO): nucleus
Molecular function (GO): DNA-binding transcription factor activity, RNA polymerase II-specific; RNA polymerase II cis-regulatory region sequence-specific DNA binding
Source: RefSeq, a predicted model, not a curated record
AUGCCACGCUCCUUCCUGGUGAAGAGUAAGAAGGCUCACACCUACCACCAGCCUCGUGCCCAGGAGGAUGGGCUCCUCUGGCCUCCUGCCCUUGGUCCUGUGGCCAGGGACCAGGUCCUGAGCACCAACCCUGUCCUCAGCACCCUGUUCCCAAACCAGUGCCUGGACUGGACUGACCUCAAACGGGAGCCGGAGCUGGAGCUGGACCAGAGCUUGAUGACCAGGAUGGCCUCCGCCCCAGAGGGGCCUGCUGUGACGUCCCGACCCCAGGAUGAGGGCUCGCCAUCCUCCGACUCACCCCCGUUCUACAAGCCCAGAUUCUCCUGGGAUGCCCUGGCUUCAUCCUACGGGCACAGCUACCAGCAGGCCCCCUCCACCAUGCAGUCUGCCUUCCUGGAGCGCUCCGUCAGCCUGUACGGCAGCCCUCUGGUGCCCAGCACUGAGCCGCCCUUGGACUUUAGCCUCCACUACUCUCCGGGCUUGGACGCAUACCACUGCAUCAAGUGCAGCAAGGUGUUCUCCACCCCACAUGGGCUCGAGGUGCACGUCCGCCGCUCCCACAGUGGGACCCGGCCCUUCGCCUGCAACGUCUGCGGCAAAACCUUCGGCCAUGCAGUGAGCCUGGAGCAGCACACGCACGUCCACUCCCAGGGGAUCCCGGCCGGGUCCAGUCCCGCGCCCAGCCUGGCAGUCCCGGGUCGCGAGGCCCCACCUGCGCCUGACCCCCCGGGGCCUCGUUUCCUCCGGCAGGGGCGCAGCUUCGAGUGCCGGAUGUGCGGCAAGGCCUUCAAGCGCUCGUCCACCCUGUCCACCCACCUGCUCAUCCACUCGGACACGCGGCCCUACCCCUGCCAGUUCUGUGGCAAACGCUUCCACCAGAAGUCGGACAUGAAGAAGCACACCUACAUCCACACCGGUGAGAAGCCACACAAGUGCCAGGUGUGUGGGAAGGCUUUCAGCCAGAGUUCCAACCUCAUCACUCACAGCCGGAAGCACACGGGCUUCAAGCCCUUCAGCUGUGAGCUGUGCACCAAAGGCUUCCAGCGUAAAGUGGACCUGCGGCGGCACCGCGAGAGCCAGCACAACCUCAAGUGA